AUGCUGCAGCGGAAGUACAACUGGGACAGUGGGAUUACUGAGGUGGUGAAAGAAAACUUCAUAAGGGUCGCCAAAAGAAGGAUCAAAGGAAUUGUGAGCCAAGCAAAGAAAAGUGGUGAGCAUCCAAUUUGGAUUGGGCCAACACUUUGGGUCGAAAUGAUGGAGCACUGGAACACUCCCGAGUCUAUUGAAAAGAGCACUAAUGCUUCCCAGUCCAGAAAUUCUGAUCGUGGCGGGCUUGGCGUCCGUAAACACUUAUCCGGACAGAAAUCGUACUUGCAAGUACAACUAGACUUGGAGGAUAAAUUGGCUCGCCCUGUAUCACUUGUUGAAGUUUUUAUGGCAACUCAUACAAGGGCAGAUGGAACUUUUGUUGAUGCAAAGGCUAAACAAGUAGCUGAAGAUUAUGAGAAGAACUUAGAAGAGACAUUGAAUCAGCUUGAUGCCGAUGAUCUUCAUGGUUCAGACCAUUCACCUGAAAAUCUACUCAACGGACCCUCACCAUUCAAGAUAAAGAUGACAUAUUUCUCAAGACUUAUUAGUACUGUCACAGAUGACAAGGGAAAACCCUUUGGACUUGGCCAACUAGCUGAGACGAUCAACAAAGGGAAGAGAAGAAAAUGUUAUUCAACCGCUUCUUCACCGUCAAUCUUAGAGUUGCAAGACCAACUUGAAGCUGCUCGUGUUAAGCUCGUAAAAGUUGAUGAAGAAAAUGCUAGGCGUGAUGAGGAGCAACGCCUCGCUCAAAGUCGUAUAACAAGCUUGGAGAUGGUAGUCUCCUACUUAAAAAACACUUACCAUGGGUUCAGCGACUUUAUGGCUAAUGCGACAACACCACCUCAUCAACAACAAGCCACAGCAGCUAACGCAACUGUCGACAGACCAGCAGAGGGACCAGCGAACGGACCAGCCAACGGACCAAACACUUCACCAUUGUCCAACACUUCGUCAACCUUUCCUUUGCCUUAG
Messenger RNA from Camelina sativa (false flax), 969 nucleotides. The record is from RefSeq and is a predicted model, not a curated record. Lineage: Eukaryota; Viridiplantae; Streptophyta; Magnoliopsida; Brassicales; Brassicaceae.